Messenger RNA from Symbiodinium sp. CCMP2456, 7239 nucleotides. The record is from the annotation of a GenBank genome assembly. Lineage: Eukaryota; Dinophyceae; Suessiales; Symbiodiniaceae.
AUGGACAAAGAGGACUUCGGGCUGGACGAGGCGAUCAAGGACAAGGGCGCCGUCCUGAACAAGUUCGGCCUUCUGUUCAAGGCGACGGCGCUGGACGACCCCGACAUUGGCCGUGCCGUGGGAAAGAACAAGGACGAGGAAGGCGACUGGUCGGCCUCGAAGUGGCCCAAACCGGGCGUUCGCUACCGCGGCGGCACGGCCCCAAGCCCACCAGUGUGGAACUACGCCAAGGAGGACAUACGAGCCUACGACCGCUUCGAGAGGAAGGUCCGAGUCUGGGAGCGACAGGUCAAAUCUUUUAUGCCUCCGCGGGAGGCAGCUAUGGCCCUUUACGUUUCCCUUCGAGGCGAAGCUGAGGAGGAGCUCGAAUACAUGGACGUGAGUCAGAUCGACACAGACAACGGCGUGGAAAACAUCCUCGGAGCUCUUCGCCGACCGUUGCAGACCCGGGCGAUUUAUCUCAAAAGAAAAUUCCUCCACGACUACGAGUACCUCGGCCGACGCAACACUGAGACCGUACGUGCCUUCUGUAACAGGUACCAGAGAACCGAGAAGUCUUUGCUCGCAGCCGGCAUCGACGUGUCCGGUAUGUACGAUGCAGAGGCCAGGGGGUCCCGACUUCUGGACCGCCUUCGGCUUACCGCAGAGCAGCAGAGGCUGAUUCUGGUGGCCACCGGCCAGAGCCUCAGCUUCGAUGCGGUGAAGGGCGCAGCCCAGAUGCAGUUCCCAGAGCACCGCCCUGCGCCACCGACAGUGUACCACCGGGAGUUUGAAAACGGAGGCGGCCGAGCACAAGAUGAAGGCAAGGACGCGGGCGGCAAGCCCGGGAACAAGGGCGGCGGCAAGGACCACAGACAGCAACGGCCGCCGAAGGGCAGCAGAAAGAACCAGCCACGGCCCUACAAGGCCUACGUCGCCGAGGAAGCCCCCGAGCACGAGGACGAGAACCCCGGCGACGACCUCCCCGAGAUUCCCGAGGGAGAGGAGGAAGACGAGAACGAGGCCGCCGACGAGGAAGAAAUGAUCCCCGAUGGCGGCGACGACGGCGACAACCUGGAGACGGUGAUGCAGGAGGUCGCCGAGUGCUUGACGGUGACCGCUCGGAGGCUUCAGGGCGUUACCUUGGGCCGCAAAUUCAGCAGCGGAGGAAAAGGCAAGUCAAUCGAGCAGCGCAAGAAGAACUCCCGCUGCUCUGUUUUCGGCGAGAAAGGACACUGGCAAGGAGACGCGGCCGGCACCAAGCCCGAGAGCAAGAAGGGAGCGGCAAAGAGAGUGCUUGCAGUUUACCACCCCAGCGGAGUAGAAGCCCAGGCCCCGAUGCAGGACCCAAGCCCCGAGGAGACCCAGGAGUUCGGCUCGUAUUUUACCACAGUCAUGACUAUGCAUGCGGGGCCUCUUCAAGUUUUCCUUAGCAGGCCUGGGGAUUUCGCGGGGUACGCCGUUCUUGAUACAGCUUGCCAGCGAAGCCUUUGUAGCAGCAAGUGGUUGGAGAAGCACCGUCAGCAGCUACGACAACUUAAGUUGGAUGCGAAGACACAGGCCGAGCACGAGGGUUUUCAGUUCGGCACCGGCCCCGUCCAGACAAGCUGUAUGCACGCAUACUUUCCUGUAUGUCUAGACGGCAGUCACAGCACAUGUGCUUUGUUCGGUGCCUCGGUCAUGGACGGUGAGAGUGACAUACCACUUCUACUUAGCCUUGGCAUGAUUGCAAAGAGGCUCAAAGCAGUCCUGGACUUCCCUAGGAACAAAGCCUACCUCGGAGCAUUCGACUCAGAAGUGCCACUCGUGAAGAUCAAUGGUCAUGUUUGCAUUGGGCUGCACAACUUUCCUGCUGAUCAUUUCAAGAAAUGGCAAGCCCUGAGCAGCAUUUUGGAUCAAGGCGACCCGGACCCCGAGUUCAUCAAGCUUCCCGCGACCACGGCGCCACAUGCGUCCGCAGACGGUGCCCCCUUUGUGGCUCCAGGCAUGGCGGCGCCUGGUACGAGCGAUUCUCGGAGCCGAGCUGCACCUCCUGAGGUUCAUGUCGCAGACUGUUCGGUUGGGGCUUCGCAAGAGGUCUUGGCUGUCGCACCAGGACCCGAUCCACCAGAAGUUCACCGACGAGCUCAUCGAGAACCUCAACAAGGCGUGCGAGCACCCGGCCCACAUGCUCGCGAGGUCCGGCAACAAGUACGGAAGUUUCCAGAAGUGCAUGCAGUGCGCAACCCGGUGGAAAUGGGUGCUCGGAGCGUGGGAAGAACUGCCCUCCUCACCAUUGCCACAGCCGUUGCCUCGCUCGGAUCCCUCUGGAGCGCGGCCAAUCUUGGCGACCAAGCUGGUGCCGAAGGCGACUUCUUCGACAAGCAGUUCUUCGGGAUACCGCCCGGAGAACUGGACUUUACCGAGGCGGAGGUGCUCUCUAUGAACCUCCACAAGGGAGCUCCUUCGAAGUUCGGCCAGGCGGUGAUGAGCGAGGAGGAGCUGGAGAAGCUGGAGGCGCAGUACCAACGCGGAGUUGCAGCGCGCCGGGCGCUCGUGGAGACCGAGCAGGACGACAAGGAGGGCAGCGAGACCUACGAGGCGGAGAUCAAGUACCACGACGCGCUGCCCACGUACAAGGACGUCCACAACCACCCGAAGAUCGACCUGUGCGAGGUGUUCGCGACCGCGGCCCGCGUCACCAACGAGGCGAACCACUACGGCAUCGCGGCUUUGGAGCCUUUCGGAACGAACUUUGGCCACGACUUUCGGCGCCACAAGCAGCAGCAGGCGCUAAAGCAGGCCAUCACAAACCUCCAGCCACUUGUGCUCUUUGUGAACUGGCCCCAGGCCGAGGACCACGACUUCGAUGUUUUGUGCAAGUUCGGAGCCUGGGCCUGCGCUGAGCAAGAGAAGGCCGGCCGCGUUUUCGUCGGACAUGCCCGGCCUGGUUCCAAACUGUGGCGCCACCAGGCCGUGCGAGACUUGAUGCGCCACAAGAACGUCACCGCCCAGCUCCACUACCAGCCGGUGACCCCCAACGCCGCGGACUACAACAACGAGUUGUGUGAUGGAUUGGUGCACGCCAUCCUCCAGGGCAUCCAAACAGAAGCCCGGAGAAGGAACCCAGCAAGGUUUCAGGUCAAGCCGCGCGACGUUUUGGCAGCACGCCCCUUGAACGACCCGGUCGGCUGUGGCCAAGUUUUGGACGAGCUGGAGGCGAGGUUUGCCAACACCCACAAGAAGCCCUUCACCUUGACGGCCAACGCGGCGUGGACACCGCAAAGCAUCCGGUUCCCUCAGGAUAUUCCUUUUACUCACCGUGGCGCAGCACUACGACUGAACUCCGGGGAGUUAGUUCUCGAGAGCGAGGACAUGGCACAAGUGACAUACCCAAAGCAGCGGUACGUGAAGCCGGUUCGAGUGGCCUUGUUCUUCUUCGGCGUCCCCCUGGAGGAGACCCAGAAUACAGCCGAGCCCGUCGAGGAGCAGACCACAGGCCAGACAAGCGCGAGACCAUUGCAUGGAUUCCAGACCGAGCUGUGGUACGAGGACGCCCCGAAAGAAGUGGACCAGCAACUUAGAUACAGCCUGGCCCGGCUCCACGUGAACAUGGGUCAUGCGCCCAAAGCCGAGCUCAUCAGGAUGCUAGCCGCAUCUGGGAACUUGAGCAGGAAAGUCCUUAUGGGACUAGAUUGUCUUCGCUGCGGCUCGUGCAUCAGAAUGCAAAAGCCCAAGCCACCGCCGACUUCUUCGGUGGCACCAGCUUUUACCGGCUACUUCGGCGAGGUCCUCCAGGCCGACCUCGUCUACAUCAGGCUGAUCACCGGGACUGCGGUGCCAGUGUUAGGCAUGUGCUGCGAGGCCACGAACUACCGCUGCGGCAAAGCACUGCCCUCACGGUCCCCGUCCGACGUGCUGCAGGUGAUUUUGGACCUUUGGUACCGGCCCCUCGGACUACCUCUUCACUUUAAGUGCAAUGCCGGGGGAGAGUUCGGCGCAGAGGUUGCAGCAUGGCACGGGCAAUCGGGAGUGCUGCAAGAGAUCGUGCCCGCUGAGGCACACCACAGGUUGGGCAAGAUCGAGCGCCGCAACAGCCUGAUGAGAUCACUGGCCGAGCGGAUCAUUGACGAGCGCGGCGUGCACAACAUCGAGGAGCUGAACAUGGUUCUCCCGGCCGUGACCUUUAGCAUGAACGCCGGCACCUACUCCUACGGACGCUCUCCUUUCCAAGCUGUCUUUGGAAGGGUGCCACGACCCCUCGGAGACCUAUCAUCUGAUCCUCGGGCACUCGUGCUUUCACCACAGCCGGGCGAGAAGAGAUUGGCCCCAGAACUUCUUCGCGCCGAUGCUCUCAAAGCCCUUGCUGAGUUCAACGCGUCGAGCGCCGUGAAAAGGGCACUGCUGCGCAAAACCAGGCACUUGGACCCUUCCGACUACCAGCCGGGACAAGCUUUGGCAUAUUGGCGAUGGAGUGGACGAUCGCGCCAACACAAGAAGGGUGCCUGGAAUCUUGGACGUUUUCUCUCCGCCGACCCAGACCGCAAGAGCAUCUGGCUGCAAGUGGGAAGCACGACGAUCAAAGUUGCUAACAACCAAGUGCGCGCCGCUUGCGGAUGGGAGGAGUGGACACCUUCAACCGAAGACCUCAAGAUCCUCAAGAAUGCCGAGCACAACCUUCGAGAUGCUCUUUGGGAAGAUCACACCGAAGAGCCACCGGACGAACUUAACGAGCCGUCCACCGAUCCUGGAGCCAUAGCAGCGCCGCCACCUCCUCUACCACAAGAGCUGCAGCGCAACGUCGACUACUGGCGGUACACGGACGACGGUGUGGUGAGAGUUCACGUCGAACCGCGACGGGAACUUUACGUGCCACGGGCUCCAGAGUGCAACUUCGACCUCGAGGAGCUCGCCGACACCAGGAGAACUUACCGGAACGAGGCCAUGGAACAGCUACCAGAAGACCAAUGGCGGGAUCCUCUAUGCCAACGCGUGAGCUACCACAACCUCUUCCCGUUGGACCUUCUGAACCACUACCAGUUGCAGGACAACCGCAAGAUCCAGAUCAGUGCCGCAGAGAGCGCAGCUUUGGAAAGCGCAGCUUACACCUCACCUGGCUUUAGUCCCGGAGUUCCCGAGACACCGCAGGCCCUUGCUGAGCAGGCCUCAGAACCACACGUUCAGCACGACGAGCACAACGAACCGAACCCUUUGGCAGCAGCCAGCACGAACUCGGGCAACAAUGCCCCGGAGCCAGCAGCCUCUUCGGCAGCAGGCUCAGACCAAAUCCCAGUCGACAACGAAGCAAUGCCAAUGUUACCGCAAAAGCGGACGGCAGCCGUCUUGGUCAGUAGCUUCCCUCUGAACUUCGACUUCUUCGACAACGGCGAGGCCACCCUCAAGGACGGAAGCGACCAGGACAACGUGCCCUUCCGGAGGAACUACUACUACAAGUGCUACCUCAACAGCACCACCCGGAAGGAGGACAUGAAUGCCGCGGGAGUGGAAGAAGAUCAGAGCCGAGAGGACGCCAGCACCGACGACGAGGCAAUGAACCAUUCCAACCAGCGCACACACAGCCGCAAAGAGCUGAAACAGUUGGACCGCGAGAUUCCCUGGCGGCAACUCUUGGAGCUUCCUCGUGCUCAGUACGAGGAAUACUUGGAGGCCACGCGGCUUGAGAGCGACACUUGGAUGUCAUGGGGUGGCAUUCAGCCGGUCUCCAAGAAGGAGGCAAAGCGCAUCAUGGGCGACCCCAAGCUCUCCCGGCGAGUUUUGAAAGCUCGUGCCGCCUAUCGCGACAAGGCGAAAGGAGUGGGACCUCUCAGGGCGAAGUGCAGAGUCGUCAUCAUAGGAUGUGCCGACCCCGACAUCUUCUCGAUCUCGAGGGAUAGCCCAACUCCAACUCGACUCUCGGAGGCCCUCCUGAUGACGAUUGCCACUGCCGGCGCCAACAGGGAGCUGGGUUUCUCAGGAGACCGUUGGUUCCUUUGGGCUUCGGACGCUAAAAGUGCCUUUUUACAGGGCACUCAGGACACCUCCGAAAGAGCAGGCCCUUUGUUCAUGCUUCCGCCCAAGGACCCGCUGAUGGAAGAGACAAACAGUUUCCCGGCCGAUCUCUACGUCAUCACAGGAAACUGUUAUGGCUUACCAAACGCUCCGAGAGUUUGGUAUCUCAGAGUCCAUAUGAAGAUGACAGAAGGCGGUUUCACACGGCACGGUUUUGACAGGUGCCUCUACUACUUCCUCGACGAGAAUAAGACCCUCGUCGCCGUCGUCAUCAUCCACGUGGACGACUUCUUGGCGACCUACAGCGAGAAGUUCCCCGUGGAAGUGCUGGAGAAAAUGUUCGUUUGGGGCAGUGUGAUGAAAGUAACGCCACAGCAGCCGGCCACCUACCGCGGGAAGGAGAUCACAAUGAUCGAGAACAACGGCCGCUUCAAGUAUGUCGUGACCCAGAAGGUCUUCACCGACAGCAUGGACAGGGGCAAGAUUCCCCGCGGCAGGAGUCAACAACCUGAGAAGUUGACCGCGGAGGAGUGGAGCGAAUUUGGCAGCGUCUCCGGUUCUCUUCAAUGGCUGGCCGGCAAACGCCAAGACACGAGCUACAAAGAUCUCCAGCGGCUAUACGCUGCCGCCGACUACGCGAAGGAGACCUCCGGCCACGGACUCGUGUACCAGGACGUCCCCCUGAACAAGUUCUCUGCCUUCGUCACCUACACGGACAGCAGCUUCGCCAACGCCGGUGUUAAAAGCCAGUACGGUGUCUGCGUUUUCUUGACGGCACCUUCAGUAGCCGACCGAGUGGAGAAAGCUACUUUGGUGGACUGGAAGUCCGCUCGUUCCGCUCGAGUUUGCCGCUCAACACUAGCGGCAGAAGCAAGCGCAGCUGACGAGGGCUGUGACACAGCGACCUUCGCAAACCUCUGCCUCAGCGAGCUCUUCACCGGCGAGCCAGCUUACAAGGUGCACCCGCAGUUCUUGAACUUCCAGGUAACGGACGCGAAAAGCCUUUACGACACUGUCGUUGCUGAGAACCCGAGUGUAUCGGACAAGCGAUCACUCGUGAAUAUACGAAGUGUGCAGCAGUCAGUGAGGCCUCGAGACUUCAGGUGGGUGCCGACAGCAUUGAUGCUGGCAGAUGCUUUGACAAAGCUCGAUUGGAAGCUUUGCUGUGCAUUCUCGGAGUUUCUUCAAAACCCGAAGUUGCAGCUAACGGAUCAAGGCUCAAAAGAAAAUAAGACCAGUGUGAAAGUUCAGCUUUUGAGCCGUGAGCCUUGA